ACUCUCCUCAGACGCAGUUCCUGGCAGCGGGCCUGGGAGAGGCAGCAGCGCAGCGGCGGGAACCGCAGCCCGGCGUCCCUGGAACCUCCCAGAGAAGAGUAACAAGGAGAAUGAAUGCUCCUCUUCUAAGUGCUCCUCAGGGUCAGUUAACAUUCAAGGAUGUGGCUGUGGACUUCUCACAGCAGGAAUGGGAAUGUCUUGACUGUGCUCAGAAGGCAUUGUACAUGGAUGUGAUGUUGGAGAAUUACAAGAAUCUAUAUUUUGUGGAGAAUAAUUGCAUGUGCCAUAAAUAUGAGAACAUCUUGGAUCGAGACCUACAGCGUAUUGUCCACGAGCAUGUAAAUAUCCAAGUGAAGUCUUAUAAAUGUCAUGAACUUGGCAAAAUCAUUCAUGAAUUCACCCAAAGUACACCUUAUAAAACUAACCUCAGGGAUAUAUGUGUUGAUCCAUCAAAUCUAAGCGGACAUGCAACUGGAAACAAUAGAGAACCAUGCAAAUAUAAAAACCAUGUAAACUAUUUAAAUUUGUGCUCUACCAUUAGUAUAAAUCAAGGAAUCAACAUAGGAAACAAAGAAUCUAAUAGUACAAUGCUUGAUAAGGUUUGUGACUCUAAAGAAACGCUCAUGUUGAAACAGACCAAAAAUGGAAAGAAACCUUAUAAAUGUAGUGAAUGUGCCAAAUGUUUUGCCAAGAAAUGCUGGUUUAGAAAACAUCAGACAAUGCAUACAGGAGAGAAAUCUUACAAAUGUAGUGAAUGUGACAAAUCCUUUACCCAAAAAGGCAGUCUUAGAAUUCAUCAGAGGUAUCAUGAAGGAAAGAAACCUUACAAAUGUAAUGAAUGUGAGAAAUGCUUCAUUCAAGUUGGCGAUCUUAAACGACAUCAGAGAAUUCAUACAGGUGAGAAACCUUACAAAUGUAAUGAAUGUGCCAAAUGCUUUAGCUACAAAAGCAGCCUUAGAAGUCAUCAGAGAAUUCAUACCGGAGAGAAGCCUUACAAAUGCAGUGAAUGUGACAAAUGUUUUUCCCACAAAGGCAGUCUCAAUAUUCAUCAGAGAAUUCAUACAGGAGAGAAACCUUACAAAUGUAGUGAAUGUGACAAAUGCUUUACCCAAAAAGGCAGUCUUAGUAUUCAUCAGAGAAUUCAUGCAGGGGAGAAACCUUACAAAUGUAAUAAAUGUGACAAAGGCUUUACCCUAAAAUGCAGUCUUCUCAUUCAUCAGAUAAUUCAUACAGGAGAGAAAGCUUACAAAUGUAGUGAAUGUGACAAAUGCUUUACCCUCAAAAGUGAUCUUAGUAUUCAUCAGAGAAUUCAUACUGGAGAAAAACUUUACAGAUGUAGUGAAUGUUACAAAUGCUUUACAAAGAAAUAUCGUCUUAAAAGUCAUCAGACAAUUCAUACAGGAGAGAAGCCUUACAAAUGUACUGAAUGUGACAAAUCUUUUACCCUAAAAGGCCAUCUUAGAAUUCAUCAGCGAAUUCAUACAGGAGAGAAGCCUUACAAAUGUAGUGAAUGUGACAAAUGCUUUACUCAAAAAUGCAGUCUUAUUGUUCAUCAGCGAAUUCAUGCAGGAGAAAAACCCUACAAAUGUAGUGAAUGUGACAAAUACUAUACUCGCAAAAGCCAUCUUAGUGUUCAUCAGCGCAUUCACAUAGGAGAGAAACCUUACAAAUGCAGUGACUGUGACAAAUGCUUUACCAACAAAUAUUGUCUUAGAACUCAUCAGAGAAUACAUUCAGUUAAUAAACCUUACAAAUGUAGUGAAUGUGACAAAUCUUUUGCCCUGAAAACCAGGCUCAAGUGUCAUCAGAUAAUUCAUACAGGAGAGAAACCAUACAAAUGUAGUAAAUGUGGCAAAUACUUUACCCAAAAAGGAAGUCUUUUUAUUCAUCAGAGAAUUCAUACAGGAGAGAAACCUUACAAAUGUAUUGAAUGUGACAAAUGCUUUACCCGUAGAAGCAGUCUUAAUGUUCACCAGAGAGUUCAUACAGGAGAGAAACCUUUCGAAUGUAGUGAAUGUGACAAAUGCUUUUCCCACAAAGGGGAUCUUAGAAAACAUCAGAGACUUCAUAGAGGAAAAGAACCUUACAAAUGUGAAUGUGACAAAUUCUUGAGCCAGAAACAAUCUUAGGACUCAUCAGAGAAUGCAUAUGGUAGAGAAACUUCACAAAUGAAUGAGAAAAAUCCAUUCCUAUGGAAGAUCAUCUUAGAAUUCAUCAGAGACUACAUAUAGGAGAGGGACCUUAUAAAUGUAGUAAAUGUACAAAUCUUUUACUGUUGGUUCAUCACUUAGAAUACAUCAAAGAAUGCAUACAGGAUAAAAACCCAUGAAUGUGAUGGUUGAGGAAAAGUCUUUACACAAAUCUUGAGGUCUAAGAAAAUACCUGGAAAUUUAUAGUCAGAGAAAAAAAAAGUGUUCAGUGGAAAAAAAUAUGGCAUGUGCUUUAUCCAGGUGAUAUAGUUUCCAACACUUUAGGCUCCACACUAGAGAAUUAUUAUAUAUGGAAUGAAGUUGUGAAAGAAAUAAUACUCAAAUCGUAGAAACUACCCAGCAUUUAUGCUGAAACUGAAAAUAUGACAAUGAAGAAAAUUUUUCUUUAAAAGUUUUACUUGUUCACUUUCAAAUAUGUCAUAAUGAAGACAUGAUGGAGAAGCUAGAAGAAUAUGGAAUUGUAUAAAGUUUCCUGGAGACUGAAAUGAUCUAUUUCAAAGAGAAGCUGGGAACUACAUGCCUCAAAAUAGCUAAUGAAACAGACAGCAUUCUGUAUGUUUAACUCAAAUGAACAUACUCAAAUUAUACUUCUUAAGAGGAAUUGACAACCUGAGCCACAACGAUAGGAUGCUCUUUGUCCUGUAGAUAUGCCUACAGAUAUGAGGUUUGCUCCCAAUGUCCAGUAUUCAUUAUCUGUAUCAUGUGACGGUUUUAAGUUUCAGGAUAGAAAUUGUCUUUGAGUCCCUUGGGCUCUCAUUUACCAACCCCUUCUCCUAAGUCCUGUAUGUAGCUCCAAUAAAUCUCAUUGGUUCAAGAAGUUGAA
This is a messenger RNA of Apodemus sylvaticus (European woodmouse), 3033 nucleotides long. RefSeq names its product zinc finger protein 616-like. Lineage: Eukaryota; Metazoa; Chordata; Mammalia; Rodentia; Muridae. Gene Ontology annotation, biological process: regulation of DNA-templated transcription. The record is from RefSeq and is a predicted model, not a curated record.